Messenger RNA from Rosa rugosa (rugosa rose), 887 nucleotides. RefSeq lists its product as uncharacterized. The coding region runs from base 198 to 887 and encodes 229 amino acids. The record is from RefSeq and is a predicted model, not a curated record. Lineage: Eukaryota; Viridiplantae; Streptophyta; Magnoliopsida; Rosales; Rosaceae. The transcript has 2 exons.
UAAAAUCAGGAAAUUCAGAAUUUGUAACAACGCUUGUUCAUUACUAUCCUCCUUUAUUAUGGGAAAAGGAUAGCGAAAAUCAUACCAUAAUACAUGCCGCAGUUUCACUUCGCCAAGCGAAUGUCUGUAAGUUAAUACACGAGAUAGGCCUGAUCAAGAACCUCAUCCUUGCCCUCAAAGAUGACAGAAAAAAUACUAUGCUCCAUUUAGCUGCAAGAUUAGCUCCCAAAAGCCAAUUAAAUAAAUGGUCUGGAGCAGCUUUGCGAAUGCAGCACGAAUUAAAAUGGUUCGAGGACGUGAAAAGGAUUUUGCCGCCUUCAUACAUAGACAUGAAAAAUUCAGACGACCAAACAGCUCAAGAAGUAUUCUCUUCUGCACAUGCAGAGUUAUUAAAAGAGGCAGAAAAAUGGAUGAAUGACGCAGCAAAAUCAUGUAUGGUCGUGUCAAGUCUUCUUGUCAGUGCUUUGUUUACGACGGGAAUUACUGUGGCGCUAGGAAGGAAUAACAGUACUGAUCAUCAUUUGAAAAGGGUCUCGUAUCAAUUUUUCAUCAUAUCAGAUGCAGUGGCACUCUUCAUGGGCUUGAUUGCAACACUAAUGUUCUUCUACAUUCUCACCUCACGUUACGCGGAAAAAGAUUUUCUAGAAGACUUGCCCUCAAAGUUGCUCACGGGACUCAUAUUUCUCUUCAUUUCCAUCAUAGCCAUGAUGGCGACAUUCAGCAUGGUGUUCUUCAUUGCUUACGGUGUCAAGAACGCGCUCCCUUAUCUUGUUCUCCUCUUUGCAGUCGUGGCAUUGGUCGUCUUUUUUAUCCUGCUGCUUCCGUUUGGUCAGGAGAUACGUGCUUCCACCACUCCCACGUCUUUAUUUGAACCAAGUCACAAUUAA